AUGAUAGAAUCCAAUAUGCUUAUCGGUCUGUUCCUGCUAUUGCAAGUAGUCAGAGGGACACGUCAGUUGCAACAGCAGCAACAAUGCGAUUCAUGUGCACCUCCAAUUCCCUUCGAUCCAUCUGUUCACAAACAGGUAUACAAGAUUGGGUGCCAGCAACUUGCCAAUGAAGCAUUCAUGAAAACUUUGAAUGUGACAUUCGAUGACUACCUCACGGCUACCGUCGGCCAACGUUUCGACCCACCGAUCCAAUUUGAAAUCAAUUUCUUUAGCGAUAGAAAUCUUGCCUAUGAUCUGAUGGAAAGUCAAGAGAUUGACUUCGUUUUUGUCAGUCCCUUUGUAAGUACUUGUUUGGAGGAGGAAUACGGCGUUCAAUCGCUAGUAUCUUCGAUCAGAACAACUUCCUUUGGUGGUCAGAAGGUGGCUUUGGCCCAUUUUGCUGGAAUGUUCGUGACGCACGUUGAUAACGGUGACAUUAACGCAUUGGAGGAUAUCAAAGACAGGGUAGUGGCAAUCGCAAACCCAGCAAGUCUGGGCGGGGCAUUAAUACAAUGGCAUGAAAUGCAAAAGAAUGGAAUGUCCUAUCUCAAUGACCCAGCUGCCAUUGUCUUCACCGGGACGAUGGGUGCGGUCGUCAACGGAAUUAUCGGCAAGACCUUUGAUGUGGGGUUUGCCAGAACCAACUUUAUUGAAGGAUUGCAAGCACGAAACCCAAUUCUAAAUGCCUCAGCAAUUAAGGUCAUCGGGGUGCGAAAGGAUGAAGGCACCGUGGACGAAGGAUUUCCGCUCGAUCGCUCUACUUCCAUCAUGCCAGAGUGGCGUUUUUCUGCCGCUCCUUAUACGCCCGCUUCUGUGUCCCGAGAAGUUCAAGCAGCUUUGUUGGCGCUUGAGGAGCACGGCAGGACUGGUUUAGCAAGGUCGGCUUGUCUGAAUGUCAAUAUAAACAACACUGCGCAAUGCGACGAUCUAUCGAAUGUUGACUCACAAGUCUUAUGCGAGGCGAAUAUCGAAUCUGUCACAGCCGCUGAAAGCGUGAUUUCAACGAAUGACUACAUGACCUAUAGACCACCUCUAUCGGUCAAUCGAAUUCGAAAAAUGGCACUCGAUCUUGGGUCCGUUCAGCAGGAUUCAACCUCAGAUUCGCUCAAGUGCUUCAGACCUUCUGAGUUUUACGACCAAAUCGUUUGUCCAAAGGGUCUCUUCAAGCUUUCACCUGAGGCCCUGCUUGCCUCAUGUAAUGCAACAGACUACUCAUGUCCAGAUGGGGGUGAAUGUAUUUGUAAGCCUUGUUUCGAGUCUUUGCCAAUUGAGGUGGCACCGACGGAGCAGUACGCUGCUGGGGCUGGCUGCACGAAAAUGAGCAUCUGCUCUUCGAGUGCCCAGAACGAAGUCAUCCAAUAUACUGUGGUCGAUAAUCAAAAGCUAGAGGGUGGCCGUAAUCUGCGGGCUAAGACCCUUGAAGACGGCAUCGACACAGAUAUUGCGAUUGAGCAAGGACCCAUUCCACACACGUAUUCGUUUUCUUUCAGUACACCGAGAGUUGGCAUCUUCAUUCUGGAGAUCUAUGAUGGUGAUGAACAAAUCGAUGCAUCUCCAUUGCGUGUUCGGGUUGACUACCGUGCUUGUCCUGCUGACAAAGAAGCUAGCGACGAUGGAGUUUGCGAAUGCAAAGCCUCAUCUAUCGAUAUAUCUGGAGCUUGUAUUGCUAUAUGGCUGGCAGUGCUUGUUGCACUAUCCCCAAUUGCCAUCAUUGCUGCGGUUGCGGUGUGCUUUUUCGUGAAGCGAAAGGAACGAGAGGCCAACAGCCUGUGGAUUGUGAAACGGUCAGACCUGAAGUUCAGUGAUCCUCCUGCUGUACUAGGGCAUGGAUCAUUUGGAUUUGUUUUGCAGGCUGAAUAUCGCGGAUCAAAGGUAGCAAUUAAGCGGGCUCUCCUUCUGCCUUCAAAGGGGGGCUCUAGCAGUGCCGACAAUGUCCAAUUUGGAGAACCGUUGAAGCGUAAUGAGUCACGGGAUUCAUCUUUGGCAAAGAUUGGCAUCGACGAAGACAUAGCUGACUCUGACCGUAAGAGGAGCACUGAUUCGAUCAAAAGUCUUGAUCUGGAGAUUGGAGCAACUCAUGGUAAACCCAGGACGUCCAAGACAAUGAUGAAGACACAAGGAUUUACACACUCGAGAAAAGCAAAGCAGCUGUUCAUGGACGAAAUGCGUGUCUUGUCUACUCUUCGUCAUCCGAAUAUCACAACAAUGAUGGGCGCGGUUAUUGACGGGAGCGAACCAAUGCUCGUUAUGGAGUUCAUGGAGCAUGGUUCUCUAUAUGAAGUGUUGCAAAAUCCUACAAUUGCAUUGGAGUCGGAUCUCACCUUGCACAUCAUCCAGGACAUUGCACAAGGAACUCGAUUCUUGCAUUCAUCCAAUCCACCUGUCAUUCAUGGUGACUUGAAGUCAGGCAAUAUCCUGAUUGAUUCGAAGUUUCGAGCAAAGCUGGCUGACUUUGGAAUGGCAAAGCGCUGUAGAAGCAUGUCAUCUGGUACCCCUCCAUGGAUGGCACCAGAGGUCUUAUCUGGCAAGUCGUCCAAUACAACCAAGUCAGAUAUGUACUCCAUUGGUGUUAUCAUCAAUGAAGUAGUCUCAGGCAAGGAACCUUACCACGCCACCACGGAUCCGUUGCAUGUCAUCGUGAAUGGAGUCACAGAUCCAAAGGUGAACCGUCGACCAGAGAUUCCCUCAUUUUGUCCUGUGAAGGUCAAGAAGCUGAUCAUGUUCUUGUGGCAUGCUGACCCCAAACUACGCCCAACAGUCACAGAGCUAAACAACCGAUUGAAUGAUUUGGGUGACCAAGCGUUCGCCGCGUGCGCUCCCAAAGCGGCACUGCAUCGCCCUCGUGAAGUUCCCACUGGAGGCAGAGACGAUUUCUUGUAUCAGGCGUUCCCCCGGCAUAUAGCCGAUGUGUUGAGAUCUGGCGGCAAGGUCGAGCCAGAACCACACAACGACGUAUCCAUCUGCUUUUCGGAUAUUGUAGGCUUUACUACGAUUGCUUCGAAGCUUGACCCAUUGAAGGUGUCCAGUUUGUUGGACCGUCUGUACUUGAAGUUUGAUGAGGUGACUAGGAAGUACGACCUGUUCAAGGUUGAAACGGUCGGUGAUGCAUACAUGUGUGCUGGCAAUCUAGCCAAUGAUCAGCAUGAAGACCAUGUGCGUCGGAUUGCUUUGUUUGCUACCGGUAUUUGCAAGGCUGCGUCAGAGACAUUGAUUGACGAGGAUGAUCCUUCUGUUGGUUAUACGAAAAUUCGAGUUGGGUUCCAUUGUGGUCCUGUUGUGAGCAAUGUUGUGGGAUCACUGAAUCCUCGUUAUGGGGUGUUUGGAGAUACUGUGAAUGUCGCAGCAAGAAUGGAAACUACAUCUACGGCUGGGCGAGUUCAUUGCAGUGGCGAAUGCGCGAAAAGGUUGAUUGAUGACGCACCAGAUCUGUUGGUGAAGUCUCGCGGCGCAACAGAGGUCAAGGGUCGUGGUCGAAUGAUGACAUACUGGGUAUCUCAAGUCUGA
Messenger RNA from Cylindrotheca closterium, 3543 nucleotides. NCBI's taxonomy places the organism in Eukaryota, Bacillariophyta, Bacillariophyceae, Bacillariales, Bacillariaceae. The record is from the annotation of a GenBank genome assembly.